CUAAUUCCACAUCCUAAAAAUAAAUUUCCAAACACAACGACAAAUGCUAACACUAGCAUACAACCUCAGCCCGUGCGAAGCACGGGGUAGAAAACUAGUUGACUCGUAUUUUCCAGGGGUGUGUUACGAGAAAGUGUGCUACUAGAAUGGCAUCGCGAGAUGGCCAAAGAAAGGUAUGAACCCUAGGUCCACCUCAUGGCCAGCCCAAUAGGAGAACAAGCAAUCUGUCCGGGCCCAAAAAUUUAAGGGGCCAUUUUUUUAAAAAUAUUAUAUACUCCAGGUUCUUUCUGCAAAUAGUGUUGACGAAAUCAAAACAGAGGCCGCCAAGGAAAAAUAACAGCAAAAAGACUAAGACUGACCCCAUUUCAACAAAUUCAAUAUUGGUGGAACCAGGAAGGAAGGGUAAACUCAGCCCGAUUAGCGUUUACAUGGCGUUAAAUCUUUUCAGGGAAGAACUGAAGAACAAGAUUCAAAUGACAUAAUUUCCAUCGCCUUUAAGAAAAGAGAAGAGAGAGAGAGGCAGAAUCGUUCGCGUGUUCUUCUCACUUCCUCUUCUAAUCGACAAUCGCCCUCCAAUUCUGCUCUGAUACAUCCAGGGACCAAAAUCUGCUUACUUUGUGAAACUGAGCAGAGUCUCAAUAAUGAUGGCUUUGUUCAACUCUUGUGCAAAGAUACCUAUGGGGUCCCACAAAUUACAUUUCAACAUUCCCCACACACACCCUCCUAGAUUUGCCACCAUUCACUGCUCUGUCGCUGCACCAAUCAAACGCUACUCCAUCACUCUCCUUCCUGGUGAUGGCAUUGGCCCUGAAGUCAUUUCUGUUGCAAAGAAUGCUCUACAUCUCGUUGGCUCUCUGGAAGGAAUUGAGUUUGAGUUCAAAGAGAUGCCUAUGGGUGGGGCAUCUAUUGACAUGACGGGAGUGCCAUUGACGGAGGAGACUCUUACAGCUGCAAAGCAAUCUGAUGCCGUUCUUCUCGGAGCUAUAGGAGGGUAUAAGUGGGACACCAACGAAAAGCAUUUGAAGCCAGAAACUGGAUUGCUUCAGCUCCGGGAGGGUCUUAAGGUAUUUGCAAACCUGAGACCAGCAUCAGUAUUGCCACAGUUGGUAGAUGCUUCAACAUUGAAGAGAGAGGUUGCUGAAGGUGUAGACUUAAUGGUUGUAAGGGAACUUACUGGAGGUAUUUAUUUUGGCAAACCAAGGGGUUUUGGCACAAAUGAAUUUGGUCAUGAAAUUGGUUUCAAUACUGAGGUGUAUGCAACUCAUGAGAUAAAACGCAUUGCUCGUGUGGCAUUUGAAACUGCAAAAAAACGUCGAGGAAAACUCUGUUCAGUUGAUAAAGCGAAUGUGUUGGAGUCCUCUAUGCUUUGGAGAAGAACUGUGACAGAAAUGUCCAAAGAGUAUCCCGAAGUUGAACUUUCACACAUGUAUGUGGACAAUGCCGCAAUGCAGCUCGUUCGCAAUCCAAAGCAGUUUGAUACAAUUGUAACAAACAAUAUAUUUGGUGAUAUUCUAUCCGAUGAAGCUUCAAUGAUUACUGGAAGUAUUGGUAUGCUUCCAUCUGCCAGCGUUGGAGAAUCGGGACCCGGAUUAUUUGAGCCAAUACACGGGUCUGCUCCUGAUAUUGCUGGACAGGAUAAAGCAAAUCCUUUAGCAACGGUACUCAGUGCUGCUAUGCUUCUCAAGUACGGAUUAGGGGAGGAGACGGCUGCUCUGAGGAUAGAGGCAGCUGUUUUGGACACUUUGAAUAGGGGAUUUCGCACCGGAGACAUAUACUCUGCUGGAGAUGAUAAAUUAGUCGGUUGCGGCGAAAUGGGCGAAGAAGUGCUGAAAUCGCUUGGAAAUGUUCCUGCACUGCGCGGUGAAUGACGGUUUUGCCCUUUUCGGUGUGCCUAGAAACUACUAGGGGGUGGCGUUGCGGCAUCUCGGACACUUUUUGGAGGAUGAGAAUGUGAUUUUGUUUUACUUCAUUUGUUGAUCUAUUAUGUGUGACACUAAAUUUCAUGAGAUCAACAUAUUUUGAUACGAUUAUGUGUUCAAGAUUUUAUAAAAUAUUGCAUAAAUAAUUUAACUGCUCCUUA
Messenger RNA from Cuscuta campestris, 2080 nucleotides. The record is from the annotation of a GenBank genome assembly. Lineage: Eukaryota; Viridiplantae; Streptophyta; Magnoliopsida; Solanales; Convolvulaceae.